AUGGCCAUCCAAAAAGAACCUGGCCAGAAGGGCAUCAACUGGUCCAACAUCGCAGUCGGGGGCAUAAUGAACAUGGAAGUCACGACUUUGGGUCAACCGCUGGAGGUCCUGAAGACUCAGAUGGCAGCGAACAGGUCGCAGACAAUGCCCCAGGCUGCGAAAACGGUUUGGUCGCGUGGAGGUGUCUUGGGUUUCUACCAAGGAUUGAUCCCAUGGGCAUGGAUUGAAGCGUCAACAAAGGGAGCCGUCCUCAUCUUCACCGCUUCCGAAGUAGAGUCGGCCGUCCUUGACAUGGGUGUCGGCCCUGCUGCCGCUGGUCUUCUCGGUGGCAUGUCCGGAGGUAUCGCACAAGCUUAUGCUACUAUGGGUUUCACAACUUGCAUGAAGACCGUCGAGAUUACCCGUCACAAACAAGCUGUUACUGGUGUUAAGCCCCAGUCAACGUGGGCCGUGUUCGCAGAUAUCUACCGCCGGGAAGGUCUUGCUGGCGUCAACAAGGGUGUCAAUGCUGUUGCUGUCCGUCAAUGUACCAACUGGGGUUCACGUAUGGGUUUCGCGCGUUUAGCUGAGACUGGUAUCAGAAAGAUUCGGGGCAAGGGUGACAAUGAUAAGUUGGGUGCCUUGGACAAGAUUCUUGCAUCGUCUGUUGGCGGUGCUCUUGCCACAUGGAAUCAGCCCAUCGAGGUUAUCCGGGUCGAGAUGCAAUCCAUGGCUAAAUCCGCCAACCGUCCCGUCAACCCUACCAUCAUGAACACACUUGCGUACAUUUACAAGGAGAACGGCAUAAAAGGUCUCUACCGUGGUGUGACACCCCGUAUCGGCUUGGGUAUCUGGCAGACUAUUUGCAUGGUUUCCUUCGCAGACUAUGUUAAAGCUUGCACUGUCAUUUCCAUGAUGUUAUAG
Pleurotus ostreatus (oyster mushroom) is the source of this 903-nucleotide messenger RNA. RefSeq names its product Mitochondrial DNA replication protein yhm2 (gene YHM2). Bases 1 to 903 code for a protein of 300 amino acids. The transcript is spliced from 8 exons. NCBI's taxonomy places the organism in Eukaryota, Fungi, Basidiomycota, Agaricomycetes, Agaricales, Pleurotaceae. Gene Ontology annotation, molecular function: tricarboxylate secondary active transmembrane transporter activity. Gene Ontology annotation, biological process: mitochondrial citrate transmembrane transport; alpha-ketoglutarate transport. The record is from RefSeq and is a predicted model, not a curated record. Gene Ontology annotation, cellular component: mitochondrion.